UGGACGUGCCCGCAGGGCGGCGAGAAGCUGCAGGACGCCUACUACAUCUUCCAGGAGAUGGCCGACAAGUGCUUGUCCACGCUGCUGCUGCUCAACGGGCAGGCGGCCUGCCACAUGGCCCAGGGCCGCUGGGAGGCCGCCGAGGGCGUGCUGCAGGAGGCGCUCGAUAAGGACAGCGGCCACCCAGAGACGCUCAUCAACCUCAUCGUCCUGUCCCAGCACCUGGGCAAGCCCCCUGAGGUGACUAACCGAUACUUGUCCCAGCUGAAGGACUCUCACAGGUCCCACCCCUUUAUCAAGGAGUACCAGGCCAAGGAGAACGACUUUGACCGGCUGGUGCUGCAGUACGCGCCCUGAGGGUGCCCUCCCCGCCUGCCGUCGCCCUGCCCUCUCUCAGGGCCAGAAGCGUGGCGCCGGGGCCCCCACCUCUCAAUAAACGCCCCACCGCCAGGGCACCCCCGCCCGA
Molecule: messenger RNA, 466 nt
Organism: Microcebus murinus (gray mouse lemur)
Lineage: Eukaryota; Metazoa; Chordata; Mammalia; Primates; Cheirogaleidae
Source: RefSeq, a predicted model, not a curated record